GCAGUCUGUAUUUUCCAAGCAUGGAAAGAGAUGGACAGGCUGCCCAUCCUUAGACCCACAUUGGGCCUAUCCUGUGGCUUUAGCAAUACAGAUAUUUAAUAACAUAUGUGUAUAAAUUAAGAUGGAAGCUACACCAACUAUUUCUUCUAGACAAUGAAUAUAGUUCCAAGUACCUACCUUACAGGUCUUUGUGCCUAGUAGCAGAGUUUGGAGAGAGGGGUACAACCCAUGGCAGAGGAGAAUUGCAUUGGGACUGCUUAAGUAGACUGGACCUAUAGUUGUCUGCAGGACUGGGCAGGGUGCAUGUGAUGGUGCUGAGGGCAUUGCCCAGUAUCAUUGCAAUUUUCUGUCUAUCUAUUGCCAGCAGGUUGAGGGGAACCUUUAUUCCUCUCUACCUGAUGUUACUGUGGUCAGCUCUGCAGCAGCAUAUCCAGUUUUGGGGCCCCCAAUAGAAGAGUGAGAUUGGCUGACUGAAGUGGGCCCAGUGGAGGACCACCAAGAUGGUUAGGGAGUUGGAGCACGUGAUACAUGAGGAGACUAGAUUGGCUGGGGUUUGUUUAGCCCCAGGAAAAAGCAAGGUUUAGGGGAGAUCUGAUGGCUCUUUUCCAUUAUGUAAUGCAAGGACAUAGAGAAGGCAAGGAGAAGGCAGCAUCACCAGGUUUCAGCAAAAGAAAUUUUGUUUGUGUAGAAGGAAAAGAAAAAACCCAUAAGAGCUGUUAAGCCCUGGAACAGGGGCCCAAAGGGGUUGUGCAAUCCCUGUUCUUAAAGAUUUUCAUAGUUUGACCAGACAAGGCCCUGAGCAACCUUGUCUAACUGGGAAGACAGAACUGCUGUGAGUGGGGCUGAGGAGUGGAUGACCUCCACAACUCUCUUCCAAGCUAAAUCAAUCUACAAAAAUUCACAAUAACCUCUUAAAUUGAAAAUAUCUUAACUUCAUUAGGACAUUAUCAGAGGCGGAGAACAAUAGUCACAGUGUGGUAUUCCACUGAAUUUCUGAAUGUUUAUUAGUCCCACUUCAUAAUAUCAGGAGAGGAAGUCUCCACAUGCUGAGUUAGUUUGGCUAUGGUAAGCAGCAAGUACAAUUGGGUAGUAUUAAACAUUCCUUUUACAUGCUCAUACGUACUGUAACAAAGUAUACUCAAGCUGGAAACAGAUUUAAAUAACUUGUUAAAAACUGCGCAGAGCAGGAUCAUUUCAGUCUCUGGUGCUUCUGUUGCACUUCUUGACCUUUUAGAGAUAAAUGUAAAAUUUAUUGACAGUAAAGAUUUCAGGGUAGUGCGGCUCUAGGUCAAGGAGCUGAAUGAUGGUUUAUUGAAAUAAUGUAGGUUCACAGGACCACCUUCUACUCAUUGUCAUAGCAUUUUCUUCUUGUAGAGCUUUGCUGGUGCCAGUGAAGUUGUCCUGGCAACUCCUUCAAAAGAAGAAGAAGAAUUUGGACUAAUUUGUCCUCCAGUAGGUUGUCUCUUCAUAAUUGAGUCUCCAGUCCAAACUCUCUUGAAGGGUGUAGAAGCAACCACAUUCAUUUCAAAUCUCUCUUAUCAUGAGACAAGAGCCAAAGGCUCUUCCACCACAACCAGACAAAUGACAACUUCCACUUUUCCAGUGUUUGUCUGAAAACAAGUGAGUUCCUGGUGCAAUUAAUGAGUAACCUUUACAUUUUUUAAGUUUUAGCCAAUAACUGUAGUAAUAGGAUACCAGGACUGACUUGUUCAGAAAGGCACAUCUGAUGAUAAGGGAUGAGAUUAUGAUCAUUUUCUUCUGGCAGCUAAACUGAAGCACAAACCAGAAACUCUGGGCAAGCCUUAGGAAGGCUAUUUGGAUAUGUGUCAUAUAGGUUUGCCCCAUUCUUGUGCUUUCCCCUAGGUAUUCUUGCUUCUGGAUAUGAUCAGAAAUUGGACACUGUGCUUUGGGCAUGCCUGAGUUUCUGUGUUUUGUAAGCUAUACAACAGCUGAGAAGAAUCUGUUGUCUGCUCCAGAUGAUCCUUAAACAUUGAAUGAAAUAGUGUGGAAGGAACACAGAAAUAUUUUAAGUUGGCUGCUUAGAAUCCCUGCCAAACCAUUGCUUGGUGUCACUGCAAAGCUACCUUGGCUUUCUAUACAAAUGCUAGGAAAUUAAAUAUUCUGGCUUCCAAAGGCUUUGUCAUUCAGCUACACUGGAGUGUGUACUACAUGUUAUGCUGCCUAAGGAAAAACAAACAAACAAACAACAAGCUACUGAACUACCAUAAAGAAGAAUAUCCAUUUCCAUGGGGAAAAAAAAAAACAAACAACAAAAAAAGUUGUAAUCAGAACGUGAAUAAAAAUGCCUGCUGUGGAAUUGAAUUGCCUCAACUUGCUCUUAGUUGGGAAAUCGUGUUUUAGUGGUCAUAUAAAAACACUCCUGAACUUAGCACAGCCAGCCCUCUUACCAGCAUUUUCAAGGCUAGGUUCAUGCAAAUAUUUGCACUUUCCACCUGCCCAUGGAGAUAAGAUGGAUGAUUUGAGUGUGGCCAGGCAGCUAGUUAGACCAGAUGCUCACACACCUCCAAGUUAUGGCUGUAUCUGGUAUUUAGACAGACAUGAAGCACAUCAAAAACAAACACUUGGCUGGCUUUGAUGGUCAAGUUUUAAGCAGAGUUAUGCAUCUCUGUGAAGCAGUUUUUAAAAAGUUGUGAAGCAGCGAGCAUCCAAGUAGGCUAAAGCCUACUGCUCUGGCUUCCUGAAAGAAAAAAAGAAAAAAGAAAAGAGAAAAAAGAAAAAAGAAAAGGGCCAAACAUUAAUUAUACAAAUAGAGCACUGAUAAACACUAUAAAGCAUUAAAAUCUUCAGAGAUAUAUAUAUGUCUAUUGUGAUACACAAUCAAAGUAUUUAAGUCAGGCAAGAAAGCAAAAUGCAACAGCAUUUAUGCUGAAACCUGCUGUUUAGGCUCCCAAAGGAAGAAGCAAAAAUUUAUUUCCUUUUAAAAAGAAACUAUAAAUGAGAGAAAAAUCCAUCUCACUGUGCAAAAAAAAACACAACACAAGCAUAAAGAAAAGACUUACAGGCCAAUAAAGUAAUUUCUCUGCAUUUUCAGCUCUCCCUCCCACUGCAAAUACAUUUUUAAAUUAUUUUCCAUACCCAGCAUGUUAGCAAAGAGUAAAUAUACACAAAUUUACACAAAUCUGUCUUUCUCAGGAAAGGCCCUCUAAGAAUUAGAGAUUAUCCAUGGUUUUAAAAAUCUGAAAAUUCAUCCCGGAUUACUGGUAAUAAGUCUCACUUCAGUAGAUGGACGCACCUUCAUAGUGGAAUUUGUCUGGAGGGGAGAUUCUGGGGCUGGAGACUUGACUGUUCCCACAGGGUAAAUACUGACUGCAUAAACGUAACAAAUGGCUCUUGAACUUGACUCCAACAAAAACAUAGAGCACAGGGUUGAGGCAGCAGUGGGAAUAAGCAAUUUUCCGGCUGAUGUGAAAGGCAAGCAUGGAGUCUUUUUCAUACUGACAGGUAGGUGGUGGAAAAGUAAUCAGAAAGCUGAGAAUGUUGUAAGGUGCCCAGCAAAGGAAAAAAGCCACCACAAUGAUAAGGAUGAGUUUCACAGUUCUGUGCUUUCUGCGAGAUCUUGUUCUGAGCAGGAUUAUCAGUAUCUUGAAGUAACAGAAUACAAUAACCCCAAAGGAAACCAAGAAGAGUACAUUUCUCUGAUAAAUGUCCACCUUUUUCCAUUUCCAGUCAGCAUAAUCACAGGUCUUGCCCCCUUCCAAGUUGUCUUGCACUGUGGUGUGAAUCACCUCAGGAACCACCAUUAAUAUGCUACCAGUCCAAACAGCCAAGCUCACCAGAAAGCCGCAGCGUUGUGUCUGGGAUCUCAGACUGGAGAGGGGGUUCACUACGAACAGGUACCGCAGGAUCGUCAUCAGCGUCAGAAAGAAGACGCCGCUGUAGUAGCCAAUGGAGAAAACAGCAUUCACUGCUUUGCAAAGGAACUCGCCAAAAAUCCACCCAAAGGACUGGUCCAUGGCCCAGAAGGGCAGCAUGCAGGAGAAGACUAAAUCAGAGACACAGAGAUUCAUGAUGAAGAUGUUCGUUAAAGAUGUGAGGAUUUCGUACUUGAAUAGGAUCCAUAGUACUAGAGUGUUGCCUAUCAGGCUGAAUAAAAAUGCCAGAGCAUAGACGACAGUAGUGAGGUGGGUGUAAAAUACAAAGUAGCCGCCCAUCUCGCAGACAUUGCUGUAAAUUAUGGAGUAAUUAUAAUCUGAAUCAGGUGGAUAAUUUUCUUCAUCCAUUUGUCUGUGCAAACCGUGUGCUAUUUUCCAGCAGCUACUUCAAAGAACUACAACAAUCAAUCAAAAAUUCGGGUGAAAAUCAACCCAGUAACUAAACUCCUGCUGCGGAGCCUGCUGUUUUAAAGGACUGAAAGAAGCAGUGAAACUACUUUGUUUGUCCUGGUUUUGGGAGAGAAAGGAGUCAUUUCCUCUUACGACAAGAGCAUGAACAGCUGCAGGUGUUGCACAGCCAUUGUUCACACUGGCUGCUUUGCUUGGAACCCCUUCCCUGUGCUCCCCGUGCAAGUGAGACCUUGAUGCAGGACCUCUGUCAUCAUCCUCAGGGUAUCUGAGAUGAAUCCCACGAGCCAGUUCCUUGGCACAACAGAAUAUGACUAUGGAUAUGAUGAAAACACUGCUCCAUGCUUUGAAGGGAACAGCUUUCACAGGUUCAGAUCCUUCUUUCUGCCAAUCCUUUACUGCCUUGUGUUUGUCUUCUGCCUUCUGGGGAACUCCUUGGUCCUUUGGGUUCUCCUGACCAGAAAAAGGCUGACGACGAUGACUGACAUCUGCCUGCUGAACCUCGCAGCCUCUGAUCUCCUCUUUGUUGUGCCUCUCCCUUUCCAAGCCCGUUACGCUUCGGACCAGUGGGUUUUUGGCAACGUUAUGUGCAAGAUAAUGGCUGGUAUUUAUUACACAGGGUUUUAUAGCAGUAUUUUCUUUAUAACCCUGAUGAGCAUAGACAGGUAUAUCGCAAUUGUCCAUGCUGUCUAUGCCACGAGGAUACGGACAGCCUCUUGUGGCGUAACUGUCAGUUUAAUCCUGUGGCUGGUGGCUGGCUUGGCUUCUGUACCCAACAUCAUGUUCAACCAGCAGCUGGAAAUCGAGCAGUCUCUGCAGUGCGUCUCCACGUACCCUCCAGGCGACAAUACCUGGAAGGUUGUUUCUCAGUUUGCAGCCAAUAUCUUAGGCCUCUUGAUUCCCUUUAGCAUCCUCAUCUGCUGCUACACCCAGAUACUGAAAAACCUGCAAAAAUGCAAAAAUCGGAACAAGGUCAAGGCGAUAAAGAUGAUUUUCAUCAUCGUCAUUGUUUUCUUCCUCUUCUGGACGCCCUUCAACAUCGUGCUGUUCUUGGACUCUCUGCAGAGCCUGCACAUCAUCAAUGACUGCAAGGUGAGCUACCAGAUAGCCCUGGCCCUACAGGUGACAGAAACCAUCUCCUUCAUGCACUGCUGCCUGAACCCUGUGAUCUAUGCCUUCGCUGGGGUAACAUUCAAGGCCCAUCUUAAAGGGCUACUUCAGUCCUGUGUCCGUGUCUUCUCCAGCCCUGUCAGAAGUGCUGAGUUUGGUCAGUCGGUUUCAGCACCCAGCCAGCUCUCCGGCUGCUCGGACAACACAGGGUUCCUGUGAUCCCACCUGAGCUGCCUUCUUCUGGUGUGAGUAGUUGGCCAAAGGUCUGAGGUGGCCCUGGAGGUUGCACCAUGUAUGCAGCAUCCUCUUGGAGGGACCAGUACACCUGUAUUUCCUUUGGGCAGCUGCUGUGAACUACGGCACAAUAGCUGGCAACGUGAAUUUCCUAAGAGCACCGAUGCAUUUGUUAGAUGGUGACCUUACAAUCUUGCCACAGAAUUAUUUUUAAUUAUGUUUUAGAGCUUUUUAAAUACAUUUCAGCGAGCUGGGUGCUUCCUCUAAUUUUCAUUUUUUCCUUUGCUGAAAACAUCGCUUCUGCCUCACCACCCAAAUAUGCUCUGCCUUGUGGAAACUGUUCCGUCCCUGAAUCCCUACAUCGUGGGACAGGCAUGGGACACCCCUGCGGGAAGCAGGGAAGGGGACAGCAUGCGAUUACUUCACAUCACAAAGAAGGAAUUCCCUCGGCCAUUGUCACCAUUCCCCCUUUGCUUCAUCUCCCAGAUAGAGCCCCCUCAGCUCACAGCCCCAUUGCUUUGCUGUGGGACACUUCCUGGGGCACAGCCAGGGGGUUCCUGGAGCUGCUGCUGCCCAAAAGCAGCCUUUGGUGGUGAUGCCUUCAAAAUAGCAGAGCAAUGCCUCCAAGUGCCCCCUGUACAGGUGGCUGGUGGAGGCCCAUACACUUAAAUAUGCCACCAUCAAGGCAGCCUGGUAGUCUGCAUCACUGCUGGAGGUGUGGAACCUCCAACUCUGGGCCCCCCACACCUACUGCUGAAUGUCAACACCAUCAAAUGACACACAGCAUGUAGGCUCUGUCUCUUUGUCCAUUCCUCAGUAUUUCCUGCCAUUUUAGAAAUGUUUUCUUUGAAUAAACAU
Messenger RNA from Apus apus (common swift), 6503 nucleotides. RefSeq names its product C-C chemokine receptor type 8-like. The transcript has 3 exons. Gene Ontology annotation, cellular component: membrane. The record is from RefSeq and is a predicted model, not a curated record. NCBI's taxonomy places the organism in Eukaryota, Metazoa, Chordata, Aves, Apodiformes, Apodidae. Bases 4575 to 5630 code for a protein of 351 amino acids. Gene Ontology annotation, biological process: immune response; chemotaxis; G protein-coupled receptor signaling pathway. Gene Ontology annotation, molecular function: chemokine receptor activity.